AUGUAUAAUAAUAGUGAUGAUGACAAUGACGAUAGUUCAUACGAAUUUAAAGAUAAAUAUGAUGAUAUUUAUUCAAAGCUUUCAGAAGAGGGUCAAGAUUUUUAUUUUAUAAAUGAAAUUGAUAGGAUCGAAAAACCAACUCCUCUAGAAUUUUAUAGAGAUUAUGUUUCACAGAAUAAACCAGUUAUAAUUAAAGGAUUAAUUGAUGAUUGGAAAGCAUUGGAAUUAUGGAAUGAUGAAUAUUUAAAAAAAGUGUUAUAUAAUGUGGAUGUAUCAAUCGCAGUAACACCAGAUGGAUUUGCAGAUGCAGUUAAACCAAUCGAUCCAAAUAAUUUAGAUAGCGAGCAAGUGUUUGUAAAGCCAUUCGAAAAAAAAAUUAAAUUUCAGGAAUAUAUAAAUAUUACAGAUUCAUUGAAUCAAGAUGGAACAUCAAAAGAUGGUUUAGUAUACUAUAUACAGUAUCAAAAUAAUAGUUUUAAUUUAGAAUAUGAAAGGUUAUGGAAGGAUAUUUCAACAUCAGUUUCAGAUUUUGGUAAACAGGUAUUUGGCGAAUUUGAAGUUGAUGCUGUUAAUUUCUGGAUGGGUAUGUCUAAUGCAAUUUCAUCAUUACAUAAGGAUCCAUAUGAAAAUCUAUAUGCAGUAGUAAAAGGCACAAAAAUAUUCACUUUAUUACCACCAACCGAUUAUCCAUUUCUCUAUGAAAGAGAUUUUAAAUCUGCAACAUAUGUAAAUGAAGUAUCAUCAUCAUCACCAUUUCAUCUGGUUGCUAAAUUAGAUGAACCUUCGUUCACAUUACCAUGGAUACCAGUCGACCCAACUAAACCAUUGCAAGAUAAUAUUAAAAGUGGUUAUCCAUUAAUCGAAAGAGCACAUCCAAUAGAUAUUCAAGUACACGAAGGUGAGGUUUUAUACUUACCAUCACUGUAUUACCAUAGAGUCGCACAAAAAUCCAACCCAUCAUCUGGUUCAAAUUCAACUAUAGCAAUUAAUUAUUGGUUUAAUAUGAAAUACAAUUUAAAUUAUGUUUAUUAUCAAUUCCUAAGAAAUUUAAAGAAUUUUAAUUUUACAAAGAAAUAA
Molecule: messenger RNA, 1077 nt
Organism: Dictyostelium purpureum
Lineage: Eukaryota; Evosea; Eumycetozoa; Dictyosteliales; Dictyosteliaceae
Exons: 2
Coding region: 1-1077 (358 amino acids)
Molecular function (GO): 2-oxoglutarate-dependent dioxygenase activity
Source: RefSeq, a predicted model, not a curated record